ACGUGACAAUUGGCAACUCAUCAUCAAACAUCUAAGCAAGCUGCCUAUUCAAGUAUAUGAAGCUCCGAAGAAAACAAGAAUACAUUUAAAUGGAUCCUUCGAUGUCUACGGCUGAAAGGAAGUUGCGCAGCUCCAAUUCGACGUCCACUACUCUUUCCAUGGAGGAGCAACCAGUUGGAUUCGAGCGUGGACUCCAGCCAUUGCGGAUCAUUGGAGUCUGCGACUGGUCCGGCGAGCUGACGUUUUUGAUGCAGUGGAAGGGUUGCGACCAAGCGGAUUUGGUGCCCGCCAAGGUAGCCAACGUUCGAUGCCCCCAACUGGUCAUCUCGUUCUACGAGGAGCGCAUUCAGUUCAUGGAUGUCAGCGACCACGAAGACUCCAUGGACGUGGACUCCGACAAUGGGUAUGAAACCACUUCGAGCCCCGCGAAGGAACGUUCAUCAAAUGAAUAGGUCAUUAAACAUAUUCACAAAUUACUGUUAUGUACCGAAGACAUUGCGGAUCUAUGGAUGCCGCCUAUAAAGAGUAUUGAAUCUUC
Messenger RNA from Drosophila teissieri, 538 nucleotides. RefSeq names its product chromobox protein homolog 1 (gene HP6). NCBI's taxonomy places the organism in Eukaryota, Metazoa, Arthropoda, Insecta, Diptera, Drosophilidae. Gene Ontology annotation, cellular component: nucleus. Bases 90 to 452 code for a protein of 120 amino acids. The record is from RefSeq and is a predicted model, not a curated record. The transcript has a single exon.